UCCGAUGCAAAUCACCGAAAGAGAAAUAGAAACACUUCAGGAACAAGCAUCUUCAAUUUUCGAUGGCGACGAUGGAGUUAGACACCAAGCUACCGGAGGCCAUAAAUGAAGAGGCGUGCUCCGCCAAACCGGCGACAAAGCACGGCGAAGGUCUUAGGCACUAUUAUCUUCAACACAUUCAGGACCUCCAGCUUCAACUCCGCCUCAAAACUCAUAAUCUCAAUCGUCUUGAAGCUCAGCGAAACGAGCUCAACUCUAGAGUGAGGUUGCUUCGUGAAGAACUUCAGCUGCUUCAAGAACCUGGAUCUUAUGUUGGCGAAGUGGUCAAAGUCAUGGGAAAGAAUAAGGUUUUAGUGAAGGUGCAUCCAGAAGGGAAAUAUGUUGUAGAUAUAGAUAAAAGCAUUGAUAUCACAAAAAUCACCCCAUCAACUAGGGUUGCUCUUCGAAAUGACAGUUAUGUUCUUCAUUUAGUUCUGCCAAGCAAAGUAGAUCCAUUAGUGAAUCUUAUGAAAGUUGAAAAGGUCCCUGAUUCUACUUAUGACAUGAUUGGUGGUCUUGAUCAGCAAAUCAAGGAGAUAAAAGAGGUCAUUGAGCUUCCAAUCAAGCAUCCAGAGUUAUUCGAAAGUCUUGGAAUAGCUCAACCAAAGGGUGUCUUGCUAUAUGGGCCUCCUGGUACUGGGAAAACACUGUUGGCUCGUGCAGUAGCCCAUCACACUGAUUGUACUUUCAUUAGGGUUUCUGGUUCUGAGUUGGUGCAGAAAUAUAUUGGAGAGGGUUCUAGGAUGGUUAGAGAACUUUUUGUGAUGGCCAGGGAACAUGCUCCGUCUAUCAUUUUCAUGGAUGAAAUUGAUAGUAUUGGGUCAGCUCGUAUGGAAUCUGGGUCUGGUAAUAGUGAUAGUGAGGUGCAGAGAACUAUGCUGGAACUUCUUAACCAACUGGAUGGAUUUGAAGCGUCUAACAAGAUCAAGGUUCUGAUGGCCACAAAUCGGAUUGAUAUUCUUGAUCAGGCUCUUCUAAGACCUGGACGAAUUGAUAGAAAAAUAGAGUUCCCAAAUCCUAAUGAGGAGUCUCGUUUUGAUAUCUUGAAAAUACAUUCGAGAAAAAUGAAUUUAAUGCGGGGGAUCGACUUGAAAAAGAUUGCUGAGAAGAUGAAUGGUGCAUCCGGUGCUGAACUUAAGGCUGUCUGCACAGAAGCUGGAAUGUUUGCUCUAAGAGAAAGAAGGGUUCAUGUGACACAAGAAGAUUUCGAGAUGGCAGUUGCAAAGGUUAUGAAGAAAGACACAGAUAAGAACAUGUCGUUGCGAAAGCUCUGGAAGUAAGUAGACUGAAGUAGUAGUUUUACCGUUUGGUCACACACUAAAACUUUCAAACCAAGACGACAGUGAAGGCAGCGGCACAGUUCUCCACAACCAACCUGUUUUGGGAAUUAAAUGAGGCUGUUGGGUGUGAGACCAGUUCAAAGCACUCUCCACUUCAAUGUAAGCUUCUUCUCUAAGUCCUUAUUACACUUUAAAACACGUCAAUGCCCAAUUCCCACUUUGAAAAGUAAAUACUUUGGAGGACCCUCAUGAGCUGCCGUAUAUCUCAAUUUGUGGUACCCGUUGUUCUGAAGGACAUUCUUGCUUUCUUGUCGAUAUUACUUUAUCUUUCCA
Messenger RNA from Cucumis melo (muskmelon), 1652 nucleotides. Its product is annotated as 26S proteasome regulatory subunit 8 homolog A-like. The transcript has 9 exons. The record is from RefSeq and is a predicted model, not a curated record. Gene Ontology annotation, cellular component: proteasome regulatory particle, base subcomplex. Gene Ontology annotation, molecular function: ATP hydrolysis activity; ATP binding; proteasome-activating activity. NCBI's taxonomy places the organism in Eukaryota, Viridiplantae, Streptophyta, Magnoliopsida, Cucurbitales, Cucurbitaceae. Bases 63 to 1319 code for a protein of 418 amino acids. Gene Ontology annotation, biological process: proteasome-mediated ubiquitin-dependent protein catabolic process.